Messenger RNA from Anguilla anguilla (European eel), 1965 nucleotides. Its product is annotated as procollagen galactosyltransferase 1-like. Bases 131 to 1960 code for a protein of 609 amino acids. Gene Ontology annotation, molecular function: procollagen galactosyltransferase activity. NCBI's taxonomy places the organism in Eukaryota, Metazoa, Chordata, Actinopteri, Anguilliformes, Anguillidae. The record is from RefSeq and is a predicted model, not a curated record. The transcript is spliced from 12 exons.
AGGCGUUUCAUUUCAUUUGUGUCUGUGGUCAGUAAAUUGAGUGGAUCCGUUCCCAGUUCUCCCUGUGUAGCUACUGUACCUUUCACCCGCCAGCGUUGAAGCUCCUCUGCUCUCCGACUCUCCGUCUGCGAUGCUGCGUUUCUCCUUGCUCUCUUGUUUAACGCUGUCGAUUCUCAUUCACCGGCCCGUCCAUGGAUACUUCUCCGAGGAGCACUGGAGUCCGGAAUCUCCGCUGCUCGCUCCGCGGGUGCUCAUCGCUAUGAUCUGCCGCAACUCGGCGCACUCAUUACCGCAUUUCCUGGGUACUAUCGAUCGUUUGAAUUAUCCGAAGGACCGUAUUGCUCUCUGGGUGGCGACAGACCAUAAUGUAGACAACACAACCGUGAUCCUGCGAGAUUGGCUAAUCCAGGUACAGAAUCUCUAUCAUUAUGUGGAGUGGAGACCUCUGGAGGAGUCCAGCAGGGGUUUUGGGGACGAGACGGGGCCGAAGCAGUGGACGAGCCAGCGCUACGAGCACGUGAUGAAGCUGCGGCAGGCGGCCCUGGAGACGGCCCGCGAAAUGUGGAGCGACUAUUACCUGCUGGUGGACUGUGACAACCUGCUGACCCAUCAGGACGUACUGUGGAAGCUCAUCAGGGAGAAUAAGACCAUAGUGGCUCCUAUGCUGGAAUCCAGAGCAGCCUAUUCUAACUUCUGGUGCGGGAUGACCUUGCAGGGCUACUACAAGCGGACGCCGGCUUACCUGCCAAUCAGGAAGCGUGAGAGGCAGGGCUGCUUUGGCGUUCCCAUGGUGCACUCCACCUUCCUGAUCGACCUGCGCAAGGCGGCGUCCCGCCAGCUGGCCUUCCACCCGCCCCACCCCGACUACAACUGGGCCUUCGACGACAUCAUCAUCUUCGCCUUCUCCGCCCGCAUGGCAGAGGUGCAGAUGUUCCUGUGCAACAGAGAGAAUUAUGGGUACUUUCCCGUCCCCCUGCGGUCCCACAGCUCUCUGCGGGACGAGUCCGACAGCUUCCUUCACACCGUGCUGGAGGUCAUGGUGCGAUCUCCCCCUCUGGAGCCCACCAGCCACAUUUCUGUCCACCCCAAACAGCCUGACAAGAUGGGCUUUGAUGAGGUGUUCAUGAUUAACCUGCUGAGGCGCGCGGACCGGAGGGAGCGAAUGCUGCGCAGCCUUUACGAGCAGGAGAUCGCCUGCAAGGUCAUCACGGCCGUGGACGGCAGUGCGCUGAAUAUGAGUCUGAUUCAGGCCAUGGGGAUCGAGAUGCUUCCAGGGUAUAGUGACCCCUACCACGGUCGGCCGAUCACCAAGGGAGAGAUGGGCUGCUUCCUCUCCCACUAUAACAUCUGGAAGGAGAUUGUGGAGCGAGGCCUCAAGACCUCCCUGGUGAUUGAGGAUGACCUUCGCUUCGAGGUCUUCUUCAAGCGUCGCCUUCAGAACCUGAUGCACGAGGUGGAGAGCCAAGGCUUGGACUGGGAUCUUAUAUAUGUUGGAAGGAAGCGCAUGCAGGUGGAUCACCCCGAGAGGUCUGUGCCCAAUAUCCACAGCCUCGUGGAGGCCGACUACUCCUAUUGGACGCUGGGCUACAUGAUGUCACUGCAAGGCGCCAGGAAGCUUCUGGAGGCGGAGCCUCUGAGGAGGAUGCUGCCGGUGGACGAGUUCCUUCCCGUCAUGUACAACAAGCAUCCAAUCUCUGAGUACAUGGAGCCGUUCGAGCGGCGGGACCUGAAGGCCUUCUCGGCGGAGCCCCUGCUGGUGUACCCCACCCACUACACGGGCGACGAGGGCUACGUCAGCGACACGGAGACGUCCACGGUGUGGGACAACGAGGAGGCGCGCACGGACUGGGACCGCGCCCGCUCGCGGAAGACCCAGGAGCAGGAGGAGCUGAGCUCCGACGCCCAGAACAGCGACGUGCUCCAGUCCGCCCUCGACAGCACCGCGCGCGACGAGCUAUGAGGGAG